CUCGUGAGCCGCGCUGUCAGAAAGAUUUAUAACAGGCCUCUGCCGGAACACUUCGCAAACUGUAACCCAAUGCAGUGAUCCCAGCUGAUUCAAGUUAACCAUCUGACAUAUUGAGCGGAAUUCUAUUAUCCGCGGCCGACAGUUGCCUGCAGAUCGCGUGGUCUUGGGGGAGUGGAGCUGGAGUGGAUCGGCUCCUCGGAGGGCGGUUUUCCGGCGUGUUCAGGCAGGACGCGCUGCCCCACUUUGCAUUUUCUCCAACUUCAUUCUGUUGGGAAAUCUCGCAGCGCGUUUAAUUGCGGCAGCGCGAGCGGCCGACGCGUCCAACUGUGCUUCAAUCGCGUGUUUUGAGUCCUUAUCUGGACAGAGUUCGGAGUGAGCCGUGGAUGCGUGACCGUGGAACGAGAAUGCACGAGGAGGCCACCUGGGAUUCAGGGAGGAAAUCAGGCGAGAUCGGCGCUCAGCAUGUGCGGCCUCAAGAGGGAAGGAAAACCGUCCAGAAGAGAACUUUUACCAGGUGGAUGAAUGUGUUUCUGCAGCGAUGCGAUCCGCCGCUCGAAGUGCGUGACCUGUUCACGGACAUUCAGGACGGCAGGGUUCUCAUGGCUCUGCUGGAGGAGCUGUCUGGCUGCAAACUGCUCUACAGGUUCAGAUCGCCUUCUCACCACAUUUUCAGACUCAACAACAUCUCCAAGGCCCUAGCAUUCCUGGAUGACAGACAUGUGAAGCUGCUCGGCAUCGACGCCUCCGGUAUUGCUGACGGCAGCCCUCCUGCCGUUCUCAACCUUGUCUGGAACAUCAUCUUGUAUUUCCAGGUGAAGAAGGCAACAGGGGGUCUUCAAAGACAUUUGUCUUCCAGCCUCUCUUCCUUAUCAAUGAGCAGUUACCCCUCCUCCGGUGAUCUGUCACCCCAGCAGAACGGCGCUGGCAACUACUCCUGCUACACUCUGCCAAGCAAAGGCAAAAGGGCUGCCAGGGAAUCAAAGUACCACGGGAAGGCAAUCAAGACUCUCCUGCAGUGGGUCCAACGAUGCACAUCAAAGUUCGGGGUAGAGGUGCAUGACUUUGGGAAGAGCUGGCGCAGCGGGCUCGCGUUCCUCGCCGUGAUCAAGUCCAUAAACCCAGGUCUGGUGGACCUGAGAGCGAGCUUGUCCAGGGAGCCGAGAGACAACGUGGAGCGGGCCUUCGCGUUGGCCCAUCAACAUCUGGAUAUACCACGGCUGCUGGAGCCCGAAGACGUGACGUGCUCAUCACCAGAUGAGCAGUCCAUCAUCACCUACGUCUCUAUGUUUCUGGGGCAGUGCCCAGACAUUAAUGAGGACUAUACAACAACCUUCACCGUUCGUGAUUCCCCACAUUUUGGAUCCCUCGACUCACUCACCCUUGGAGGCACCACCGCUUGUGAGCCACGAGCUGGAGCCAGGAAGCGCUGGGCCGGAACGUCCUCGGGGAGCACCACCUCGCUUCAGACCAAUGGAUGCCACACGUCAGGCGUCUGCUCCAGCUACGAUGACGUCUUCUCUCCCUGUUACAGUCCCACGGGCAGAUCUCCAUCCUUAUCACCGCUUAACCGAAACAAAGGCCCUGUUAGAAGCGCUGUGCAGCCGCCCAGUCUGCUGCCGAGUCCCAUGUGGGUGGAUCAGCGGUAUAUUAGGCAAAAGGAUGACGAGUUUUCAUUGAGCUCAGAGGACGGAACCGACAGCCUGUCGGCACUGGACUCAGACGAGGAAGACGCCUACACCUACAUCCUUGAUCUCAACAAGGAGAUUUGCCAAUCGCAUAAUCCGCUGAAAAGACAAGUAGCGAGAGUUGAGGAGGAAACCACUGAAGAAUUAAAUGAAGAGUCAGAAGAUCCUGAUGCAUGUGCGAUGUUAAAUGUCAAUGGAUGGAAACAGCGGGAAGAUACUGAUGCAAACUCAGAAGCCAGGGCUCAUUCAGAGUUUCGCAGGAAGUUUGUUGUGGACAAAGAAGAAAGUAGCUUCAGAGACAUGACAGACAGCGGAGCCGCUUUUGACUUGGAGCCAAAUGAGGAAGGCGGCGGCAAAGAGCCACCUGAGGAUGAGAACGCUGUUAGAGUACAGGGUAAUGGUGAUUACAGUGAGGAGGAGGAGACGGCGCGUGCUGGAGUGGUGACAUAUGGACACGGUGGAACAGCAGCCCGGGGAGAUGAAGCAGAGAAAACAAAGAUGCUGAAAAUGCCUCGCUGGCAGAAAGAGGCCGAGGGAGACGGUAACAAAUGGCUUGUGAAUGAGACGGUAGCAGGAGGUGAUGAAGAAGAAAUGGACCUGACGUGGGAUGAAGGGAAAAAUAUUAGGUUAGAUCCAAAAGAGGAAGAGAAGAACAGCAGAGAUGAAGAUGGGGGAACUGUGCAGGGAGACACUUUUGGAAAAGGAGUAAAUGACACAGUGGAUGAGUCUGGGCAUGAAGUUGGAUUCAGCUUCACAGCUGGAGUUAACAUGGAAGUGGAUGGAGACAGAGCCCUGAGAGUGGAAGAUGUGACUAAAAGUAGCAGGAAUGAUGAGACAGAAGUCAGGACUUCAGGGGAUUUUGAAGCAGAUGUAACAGUAGCGAAGACUAAUGAUGAACCGGAAUCUGGGAAAUGUAAAUUCACUGUCAAGAAGGCGACAGUGAUAAAGCAUCCUGGUGGUCGGACCCCUCCCUCACUCAGCAGCGGGUCCGGACCCCUUCAGUGUCUGGCAGCGCUUGGUGCCGUCACCCCGUCAGAGCUGGAGACGCUUCUGGUCCUGUGGAUCCUCCUCUACUGCUGCCUCAUGCUAUCUCAAAUGAACCCCUGAGUCUCCCCGCGGCGCCGUCCUUAUUAAGAUAUGCUUAUUAGCCCGGUUUCCGCUAAUGAGCCAAACAGGGCCACGUAAGGCGGGUUUAACCCUUUAUCUGUGUCGCUGGAUUUCCCUCAAGGCAACACUUAAUGAUCAUGUUUUCUUCUCACUGCCAGUAAACAGAGUUUGUCACUUGGGCUCCAGAUCAACACAUCUGCCCUGUUACACACAUCCUUUGCUCAUGCUGCUACCUCCCCCUUGCAGAAAUCUGACUUUCAGUUCAUCUACACAGCAUCAUUGGCCACAUGGGGGCAUCGCAGCAUCACAGCAGCGAGUGUCUCCUGUGACAUGAGUGUUAAUACAACUAGUGGAGACCCAGUGGGACCUGCUGCUUAAUUAGAGGCUGUAUUGACAUAGGGAGAUAAAGCUGAUAAUAUUUAAUGAG
Molecule: messenger RNA, 3219 nt
Organism: Betta splendens (Siamese fighting fish)
Lineage: Eukaryota; Metazoa; Chordata; Actinopteri; Anabantiformes; Osphronemidae
Gene: clmnb
Product: calmin b
Exons: 10
Coding region: 384-2792 (802 amino acids)
Biological process (GO): nuclear migration
Cellular component (GO): nuclear outer membrane; cytoplasm; meiotic nuclear membrane microtubule tethering complex
Molecular function (GO): actin filament binding
Source: RefSeq, a predicted model, not a curated record